This is a messenger RNA of Dunckerocampus dactyliophorus (ringed pipefish), 4267 nucleotides long. RefSeq names its product zinc finger protein 618 (gene znf618). The record is from RefSeq and is a predicted model, not a curated record. Gene Ontology annotation, molecular function: protein dimerization activity. The transcript has 14 exons. Lineage: Eukaryota; Metazoa; Chordata; Actinopteri; Syngnathiformes; Syngnathidae. The coding region runs from base 409 to 3183 and encodes 924 amino acids.
UUUUCCACCAUUUUUUUCCUUUUUUAAUGUAGGCUAUUGCAGGCCGGCGCUGUAAUUUUGGAAUCUGCCCUUGUGCAUGGCGGACGAAAAAUUCCAUACUGGGAACAGCGACAUAGCCCUUUUUUUUUUUGCAAGGCUGGAAAGGACAGCAUGAUCGGACUAUGUACACCUAGGCUAAUUGACGCGAUUUGCUAAGAAAUGUAACGUAGCGUGUAGAAGCAUUGGGGGGAAAAACAUUGGAGGGAAAUUUCUCACAUUUGGAAUUUCCUCAUAACUAAUUCACGUUUUUUCCGGGGAGGAAGCCGUUGUUGCAGUCACCUCUGGCCGGGGAGGGAGGAUUUUCCUUGGACUGUUUUCGCAUGAGCUACAUCGCUUUUGGAGGAGUACAGGGUCAGAGGAGGCGGAGUCAUGAGUGCACCAGAGGCACCCAAUCCCGGCAAGGAGCAAGGGAGUGACGGGAGCAACGGCACGCCUUCAACAUCAGCCGCCGGCAAUAAGGACGCCAGCUCCCCUCCCGUCACGAUAAAGAAGGAGCCGGGAACCGUGGAGACGAGCAACGGCAAUGUCGGUGACGCCACCAACCCGGCGGAGAUUUGCGUCGUCAUUGGAGGGAGCGACCCCAAAGCCAGCGGAGGCGGAUCUCGUAGAACUCAGACGGAGGGUAUGUUCGCCCUUGGUACACCUCCUCCAACGAAGAGCACAGACUCGUGCAUAGGUUCCUACGUAUGUGGAGUCUGUGGGAAGAAGUACAAGUACUACAACUGCUUUCAGACACAUGUCAGGGCACACAGAGAAUCUGAAGGCAUGGUUGCGGAUCUACAACCAACGCCUAACAGUGGCUUCCGUUACUCCUGUGACAUCUGCGGCAAGAAGUAUAAAUACUACAGCUGCUUCCAGGAACACCGUGACCUGCAUGCAGUAGAUGAUCCAUAUGAGCAGGUCAUGCUACCUGUCGACGGCCUUAAGGAAGAGGAGCCCAUCGAACCCUAUCAUAAAAUUGGACCAAAAACGGGUAGCUUUGUUUGCGAGUUCUGUGGGAAGCAGUACAAAUAUUUCAACCCAUACCAGGAGCAUGUUGCCCUUCACACUCCGAUGAGCUCUUUUGAUCUGAAGACAUCACGGGUGCAGGAGUGUGGCAGCUUGGACAUGAGUAAGUUUGGCCACAGCCAAACUGAGAGGAUAAAAAACAGUCACUUCAGACGGAAAGUGGAGAAUGCAUUACAGUCGAGUCUGGUGGACACAAACAGCUCGCAGAAUUCAAGUGGAACUCCGAGCCCUCUGGUGGCCACUUCCUUCCCUACACCUCAGAAACCCUACACUUGUGGUGCCUGUGGCAUCCAGUUCCAGUUCUACAACAACCUGCUGGAGCACAUGCAGUCCCACGCUGCUGACAACGAGAACCACACCAAAGGUGACUCUCCAAAAACCUCCUCAGCCUCGGGUCCUCAGGAGCAGCUGUGGAGAGCGUCUCCGGCUCAGGCCGCCCACCCCUCAGUCAAACUGCAGAUCCAACCUCAAAGUGUCGCCCAGAGAAACCACAGUAUCAGCCAGAACAAUGGCCUACCUGAGAAGGAGCGCCUUCAGGUGGCCGAGCGUCUCUUACGGGUAAUGUGCUCCGAUCUCAGCAUGCUCAACGUGCUGAACAGCAAGGACUUCCUCAAGCUGGCGCAAACGCUAGUGGACACAGGAGCCCGUCACGGAGCCUACUCCACCCGCGAUGCCCUCGGCAACAUGAGUGCCUUGGCGCUGCGCCAGCUGCCUCGCAUGUACAACCAAGUCAAAGUCAAGGUCACGUGCGCCCUCGGCUCCAACGCCUCGCUGGGCAUCGCCGUAACGUGCCACUCUCAGACGUCGGGCCCGGAUGCCUGCUAUGUUCUAACAGCCUAUCAGGUGGAGGGCUCGAGACUGAAACGCUACGUUCUUGGUGUGAGGGAGGCGGAGCUGAGGGAGGGACCAGAGCAGAUCCACCACUGGGUCCAGAAUGUGCUGUCUGAGUUUGUCAUGUCAGACAUUCGCACUGUGUAUGUGGCAGAGCCCCGGGUAUGGGCCGCCGGAUUUGGGGCUUCCCCGCUUGGAGGCGGUGGACGCGGGAGGAUCUGCUUGCGCUGCGCAGGGUGCUCGCUCGGUGCCGUUGUCCAGGCUGUCCUGGGGAAGCGUAGCCUCCAGGCUCGAGGGCUCCAUGAGCUGGCCGAGCUCCUCUCCACGUGCAGAGACAUCUCCUCCUCCACGACACUGGCACUCAGGGAGGAGCAGUACACCAACACCUCCUCAAGCUCCACAGAGGACGGAGCACAAGGCAGCCCCGCCCAGUGCCCCACCCCUCCCUGCUGGGAUCGUACAGCUGAAGCGCUCCUGCAGGUUCACGCCCACUUUGAGCAGAUCUGCGAGACAUACGGGCGCAGCAAGUCUACGGCUCCUCUCCUCCAGGGCCUCAACAAGCACUUGUUAGGAACGCUGACUUGUCUGCUGGCCCCUCUGCGACUGGCAGCACUCGAGCUCAGCAGUCAGAGAAGGCCGACCUUGCAGCAGGUGCUCCCUGUCUACCUUCGCCUGGAGAAGUUUUUCACAUCCAAGGCAGGAGAGGCUGGGACCGGCAUGGCUAGCAAACUCUGUCACUACUUCCUGGAGGCACUGAAGGAGAACUUCAAGGUCGAGCGAGCCCACCAGGUGGCAAUGGUCUUGGACCCUCAGCUCAAGCUCCGUUCUGUUCCGGCUUACCAACACGAGGACAUCAUCUCCCGAGCGUGUGAACUUGCUGCUGAAACCAGGGACGGGGGUUUAUCUGGCGCCGGUGGGUCGUGCAGCGAGGAACGGGACACUGACGGCCCACCAAUGCCUAAAAUAACCCGCGUGGAGGGCGCCGGCAACAAUGGCAGCACCUCCAUGGGGUCAGUGUCCACUAACGACGAGAGUCAAAGCCAAGUCCGACAGGAGAUCUUCCAGUACCUGGCAGAGCCUCUGCUCCAGGGCACCACCGAUCUCUUCCAGUACUGGAGUUCCACAGUGGGCGACAAGUUUCCCAGGCUGGCCCGCCUGGCGCUGUGGCUCCUGGCUGUGCCCGCCGUGGGCAUACGCAGCGAAUGCGUAACGGUGUGCGAGCAGAGCCUGGCUAUGAAGAGAAGGCAGCAGGUAACCGCAGAAGAGAUGAACAAACUCAUUUUCCUUCGCUCUAAUAUGGGCUAACCAACCAAACCUUGACCACCUCCCCCUUCAGCCAGGGACUUUUAUUUAUAUAGGCUUAGACCGACUGUAAACUUAUAUGUGUAUGACAGAUCAAAAAGACGUUUUUAGGUUGCAAGCACCUGUAACAACAAGGCUUAUCGCAUUCUGUAUUUCACACUGAGAUGUUAAGUAUAUUAGGCUCACAUUGGUAACUGUCAAAACAUUGUCAGCUAAAUGGGUCUAGCCUCAAAACUAAACCGCUUUAAAGGCUACAUGCUGUUACGGGAUGGCCGGCAAGGGCAGUAAACCUCAAGGUUGGUGGAGCAAAUACAGUAGCUUAUACAGUAGACGAUAAAAAGGUUUAGGAUUUUCAGAUUUGUGGAUAAUGGCAGCGAGAUCUGUUUUUAUUUCUUAGCAACUGCUACACCACUUGUUUUUUCCUUCAGAGGAACUAAAAACACACAUUACAAUCUUGUUAGACUGGAUUUACACUGCGGUUUUAAAUCUCCAAUUUUGAUUUUAUACUACAGUUGAACCUUGGGUUUCAUUUCUAAUCUAUUCCAAAAGCUCAGACGAAAAUUGAAAUGUACGAAACCACAUUUUUGCAUAAAAGGUAUUGGAAAUCCAGACACAAAACACAUUUUACUGUGAGUAAUUAUAGUUUUCCAUGCAGAAAACAAAACUAAAUACAUAUAAAUAUGGCCCCAUGUCUGAACGUUACCAAAAAUCAGUAUUGUGUAGUGUCAAUCCAGCCUUAAACAUCCAAUACAAGCUUCCUCUGUUUUUGCGCCACGCGGCCUCGUCCUGUUUUGUUUUGUUUUUUCCCCCCGUUAACUCGUCACGCUGCUACAUGUGCUAGCCACACACGCUUGGCUUGCACGGAACGGACACAACUGUAAUCUAGUUUUGCAGAUAUUUUUCACGUCGAAACAUGGCAUCGAGCGUAUUUAAUAUAUUUAAGCCACAAAACGGUUUUAGCUAGCUAAUAAUCGAGCGACAUACCUGCUGUCAAUUUUAACUCGACUUCACUUGUCAGUGUAUUUACCAACAAACAGCAGAAACAUUAACCGUCAACUUCAGCUACCGUAAAUCCUUAUGCUAGCCC